This is a messenger RNA of Dermacentor albipictus, 3905 nucleotides long. RefSeq lists its product as uncharacterized. Lineage: Eukaryota; Metazoa; Arthropoda; Arachnida; Ixodida; Ixodidae. The record is from RefSeq and is a predicted model, not a curated record.
CUAGUGUCGAUGAUCUGGGCGUGUUGCGUAUAUAUAGGCUCAGAAGUCGACGGUGCUGCCGCUGACGGAAGUGACGGUGCCUCACUGCGCAGAGGUUGGCGAUCAAGCCUGAGUCCGCUGGGCCAUGCGCAGAAGCAAACUUCAGGUAGGUGAUCUGGCCCGAGUCCUCUGGACCAUGUGCAGAAGCAAACCGCAGGACGCAGUAUCGCCGGAUCCGCGCUCCUUGUGAUAUCUGUGUAGGGAAUAGCAGAUGCUUAUUAGCACGAAUGCCAGAGGCUCCCUCGUGCACGCUCGCAACUGCUGCCACUAGUGUCGAUGAUCUGGGCGUGUUGCGUAUAUAUAGGCUCAGAAGUCGACGGUGCUGCCGCUGACGGAAGUGACGGUGCCUCACUGCGCAGAGGUUGGCGAUCAAGCCUGAGUCCGCUGGGCCAUGCGCAGAAGCAAACUUCAGGUAGGUGAUCUGGCCCGAGUCCUCUGGACCAUGUGCAGAAGCAAACCGCAGGACGCAGUAUCGCCGGAUCCGCGCUCCUUGUGAUAUCUGUGUAGGGAAUAGCAGAUGCUUAUUAGCACGAAUGCCAGAGGCUCCCUCGUGCACGCUCGCAACUGCUGCCACUGACUACUGGAUGACGUUAUGUGCAUACCUCCUGUUCGUUAACGCUGCUUUAAUAUCGUGAGCAAUAUAAGCGGGCACACGCUAACGCGUGGCAAACAGCCUAGAAACCGAGUUAGAGCGGUACGUGGAUGGCGCUGUCGAAAGCAGAGGGGAAAGAGGGACGCUCUUCCGCUAACUGCUAACCCUCCCACCGCGCCUGCGUUUGUCGAAAACGGCAACCAACGGCAUUUCACUGACCGCCGAUUGCCGAUAAGGUGGUUACGUGCUCAGUAACUUACAGCGAGUCAUUAUUUUUUAGCCACAUUUUCUUUCUUCUUUUCAUUUGGAGCGUUUGCGUGUCUGAAGCGCCCGUUCGUGCGUAUAGCGUAAGUUAUUUUCAGAUACACCCCCAUAAGACUUGAUGUUUACAUUAAGCACGUCAUCGUGUCACGCGUUCCAGACAGACGGACAGAUUUCCCAGGGAAGGAGCUCUCACAUGUUUACGCUUCAAAACAGUGCUGCUAUUGGCUACGCUUUGGUGGACAGAGUUGCCAGUAACCGCAAUAUCAAGUAGCUUUAUCAAUGCGUGCUGGCGAUGUGAAGGUCCGCACUUUGUAUAAAGAGAUGCAUGGUGCGACUUCCAACAGUGAUCAAAACGGCGUCCUCCUUUCCACUCUGUUUCCGACGGUGGCCACCACAUAUCGCCCCAUAGCAGGGUUCGAGGCUAUGUGACACGUGCACCUCUGUUCCCGCCCAUAGUGCUCGCGAUAGUGCAGCACUUCUUUCUAUAUCCAAGUCUUACUGAACUGCAUUUACGAGGCAGCACUCCGUUUCGCCAUCCAGUGGACUGUUGAAUCAUGUCUACGGCACCUCAUGCAGGCCAUGCCGUCGACGCCAGCUAUGCCCUCGACAACAGCAGCAACGAAUGGAGCGCGCAGAACCUUCCAUGCACCAAGGGGGAUGGUGCGAGCUGUAAGUUACUGGAGCACCAUCCGGAAAUUAAUAGGGUACUUCUAGGCGCUGCCCUGCAGCUUCGGGAAGACAAGCGAGGACAGAGCAGAGGCGAUGCCCUUAUUGCGGCUGUCGAGGCAAGCACUUGCCGGUCCGCCUCAUACAGCUCUGAGGAAAACUCGUGCAAAGCGAGAGCACUGGAUCUUGUUGAGCUUCUACUCGCGGAGCACCACUGCAUCACGGCAAUGGAAUUCACUAGGAACUUUAUGCUUCGCCCAUCGUUGCUCUCAGUAGUAAAACGUCAUCCCCAUUUGAACAGCUUUACUGUAUGCGGAAGAUUCAUUGCAUCUGACCGCGCAGCUGUGGUGUUCGACGUGAUAAGGUCUUUGCCGCAGCUCAAGAAUCUAGUUUUCAAGUCUUACGAGUUCGAGGACUGCUCGACUACGAACUGCCUCAUUGACUACUCCUUUGACCUUCGCAUAAGUUGUCUAUCGACCCUUGACCUCGCAGAGCUGCGAUUUCCCAGCACUGAGGCCGGUUCGCUCGUCCAAGCACUCAUUGAAAACGAAAGCAUCACCGACCUCUGCGUAGGAAAAUCCGUAUUCUCGUACGGAGAUGAAGACUCCUAUCCAAGAUUUUCGACGUACCUCGCGAAGGAAAAUUGCCCGCUGCGAAAAUUGACGCUCAAAUCGAACGCCUACUUCAUCAGCGGGUCACUCAUGAGGGAACUCGUUGACGCAUUCUGCAAAAUGAAUUUUUUGAAGGAACUGAACGUGGACAUCGAGGACAUCGAGACAACAAUGUUCGUACCUACGUUCGCCCUCUUCGCCGAAGUGGCCACUCGGAGCGCCAAACUACGCAUCCUAAAGUUGCCUUGGACGUUCACAUAUACCCAUCUCGGUGCCCCCAUUACACGUCCUGAAGCCACGCAAUGCAUGAAGUCCUGGCAAACAGCCUUGCAAGGAUCGAAGUCACCGCUCAAGCAGCUGCGCGUCGACUUGACGGGCUUCGGCGAAGCGGAAUGCGACACUUUCUUCGACGCAAUAGCCAACAAUGAAUCUCUGCGGUUGGUGGAAGUCGACACUUUGCCAUUCAUCGAUGGGCUCGACAGGCUCUCCAAAACUAUUCUGGAGCGAGGUCUGAACGAUCGAGUGGUCAUCAAAGGACACCAUCGCCACAGCAACGCAAUGAAUCUGCUGAAAUGCCCGCAAAUCAGCAGCGUGGACUUAACGCUGGGGUGGUUCGUUUCCCGCCAACGUGUCGUACUGCAGUCAGUUAUCUCGACUCUGGAAGUGGUCGGUAGCUCCAGUAACGUAAGGUCAAUGCUGGUUGAGUGCAAUAGAUUCAAUCGCGACGAAAUACAUGCCUUGGCGGCAUGCCUAAGGAAUGCGGUUGUACUCACUGAUGUCGACAUAAACCUGAGGGGCGCUUUGGCUGUCUUAUCAGAAAAGGAUCGUACGGAUGUCCGGGCGGAACUAGUGUCAGCACUGGCCUCCAACCUCAAACUUGUCAAAGUCAGCAUCAAAGGCAUGCUGCUGUCCAAUGACGACUUGAACGUCCUCGCACAUUUUGCCAGCAAGAGCCUCAGCCUCACCGAAUUCACCAUGACUCCUGCCUGUUGUGGCGAUACCACGACUAGCAAGCUUUGUGGAGAGCUGCAAAUUGCUUUUGAGCGAAGGCCCGAUGCGUUAACGGAAGCAUUCAACUUCAAGAACAUCGCACUUGCAGACAUCCUGCUAGCAACCAGAAGGAAUGCCUCCGCCCUCUCGGCCGCUUCACAAUUCGUGCUAGGUCAGCAAGAUACCUUGGACGGUGCGGAUGCCAUCGAGCUGAUGCACGACCAUCCACGCCUCCUCGAGAUGGUGAUGGAAGGUGCUGACGUCACAAAGACCAAAGCUAAAGAGAAGAUCAGCAGCGCUCUUCUGCGUGUGCACCACUGUAGCCUUGAGGAGUUUAUGAGAAUCGCAGGCGUCGUCAAGGAGAGGGUGGAGUGCCUUCGUGAUCCCGAUGCCAGGUUUCAGCUCGUUGACAUUAACGAGCACUGCUGGCUGCACAUUCGCAGGUUCCUAAAGAUAAGGGACGUUGUCAACAUUGAGCCGGUGUCAGUCGAUCAAAACGACGCGUGGGCUUUUGAAUACGAUUAGCACAUCAUAAAUAAAAGACCUAGCAUUCUGCUGAGCGGAAACGUGCUUAGUCUGAGUACGAGUGGCACCCAAGGAAUAAAAUUUUACAAUAUUUAGUGACCUUAUACUCUGUUAAAAGGGUAAUCACCGAAGCUGUGUGGGAUGACUACAUUGACGACUAUAUUGAUUCAUAUGGUUAUUGAUACAUUGGUUGAAAAAAAGACGCCUGCAACUUCGUG